Molecule: messenger RNA, 2975 nt
Organism: Cherax quadricarinatus
Lineage: Eukaryota; Metazoa; Arthropoda; Malacostraca; Decapoda; Parastacidae
Source: RefSeq, a predicted model, not a curated record
AAGUGUCUGGAACCUCACGAUAGUCGUUCCUUGUCUCACACUCUGCCAAUAGAAAGUGAGCAGAGGAAAGAGAUUGUGAUAAUUAAAUGGUGUAUUGCAUUUAAUAAGCAAAGAGAGAGGGAAAAAAAAAUUGUAAAAAAAAAGUGAUUUUUCUGGCUAAGUGACUCAGAUUCUUCUCAAGUGUACAAAAUACCAGUGGCCUCAGGGUACCGAUGACAAGCUCUAGAGACAAGCUCUAAAAUAAUAAGCCCUAGAAUGAUGGACCCUAGAAUGACGACUGGACCCAGGAUGCUGUUAGUGGUCUUGCUGACCACCAUGAUAUGGUCUACUUCAGUCUUCUCGCAGAGUAUGAAUGACUGUUCCUUCGAGGAGACGGAAGUGGGCGUAUCCACCUGUAACCUGCUCCUGGAUGCCUCCCUGUUCUGCGUGGAGUCUUGGAAGACUGGCACUGGAAGCACUACCUCCUGGCUAGGUGGACCUCCUGUUGAUGCCAGGCACAACCCCAAAGGAGGGUACGUGUUCACCACUACCACAGACAUGCUACGCUCACUACAACAGCCUAGAAGAUCUUGGCUCAUCACUGCCCCCACCAACACCACAGGACCAUCAGGAAGGUGUCUCCAGUUUGAUUAUUCUAUAGGCGGCCUUGGUGUAGAGUGGCUGGAGGUCCUGUUGGUAACCUACCACAGCGAGAACAUCAAUGAAGCUCUCAAGAAUAGCAGUGUUCCCUUAGACUACCAGGUCAUGCCUCUCUGGAGAACCAAGCAGACUACACACGGGGAAUGGCAAGGAGCACAAGUCACCUUCUCUACACUCCAUGAGCACAGUUUGGUGUUCUCCGCCUUUCCUGACACACACUACGCAAAAUAUCACGGCUACGUGGCAAUGGAUGACCUUAGCUUCACUGACGGACCCUGCCAGCAGGACUGCAUGUUUGACUUGGAUUUGUGUUCUUGGAGCAACAGUGAGACCACCGACGACUUUGAUUGGAAAAUCGGGCGGAGCAGUGAGAAGAGAGGUACAGGGCCCUCUCGAGACCAGGCCUCCUCACUCAUCACACGCAUCACCACCGGUGGGUAUGCAUACGUGGACAGCAGUUACCCACGGCAGCCUGGGGAUGUGGCGUGGCUGGUGUCUGCAACCUUGGAGCCCACCACGGAGCCUCUGUGUCUUCACUUCUGGAUCAACAUGCAUGGUGGUGGCAUGGGCAGUGUCAGAGUCCUGCAAAUGCCCCUCAACAGUCCAGUGGAGAGCAAAGAAUUAUGGAGACUUUGGAAGGGAGCCAGUUGGGGUACUGACACAUGGUACCCCUGCCAGCAAACUGUAGCAUCUACUGAGGAGUUUCAGAUAAUCUUCGAAGCUUCAGUGGGUGUUCCUGGAGCAGGAGAUGUGGGCCUUGACACUAUUUCCUUCUCACGGGGAGCUUGUCCAAGUUUACCGCUAAGCUCAAGUCCUGGGUGGGGCGACUGUACCUUCCUGGAUGAUACAUGCAGCUGGCAGGUUCCCAGCAUCACCAGCAGCUAUGACUGUAACUUUCUCUCGAGAGUAGCUGGCAACAAAUACAACCCACCUGGCCAUACUGAAAGUGUGUAUGAGAUCACAGACAUGUAUAUGAAGUUCAACCUCAACUGCUAUAAAACCCAUGCCCGAGACAGAGCAGCCCUGGUGUCCCCUGUCAUCACCACCAGCUCAGACCUCUGCCUUUCUUUCUGGGUCUUCAUGUACACAAACAUCGCCUCUCAGAUCCAUGUUGGGGCACUCAGAGUUGUGUUGCAGUCCACUGAGAAAAAUACAACAUUAUGGAGAUUACAAAAUCAGCAACAUGCAGGAUGGACCUAUGCACAGGUGAACAUUCUCAUCCAGUAUUCCUGGGGUCCCUGCCUUGGUGGAAGAUGGCUGUUAAUAAUAAAAAUAAUAAUUAUAAUUAUUAUUUUUAUUUUUAUUUUUAUUAUAUUAAACAUCUCCUUACCAGGUGGUUUUGGUUACCUCGAGUCCUUCAACACACAACACACAAGUCGCCUCAAGAGUUCUCUCCUCCCUCAGAAUCAGACGUUCUGCCUUACAUUUUGGUUCUCUGAGAUCUAUCCCGAUCAUUCAGCCAAGUUGUCUCUCAUCAGGUUGGUGGCAGGGAACGAGGAGGUAGUGUGGAGUGCCCUCCAGAGCACAAUUACCAACCCUCCAGUUGCUGUCGACAAUGAUGCCACCUGGCGGUAUGCUCAGGUGCUGCUUGAGAACCAGGACAGUGAUUACCAGAUGAUCAUAGAAGGCAGAGUAACCCGCAGCGCCUGGGCCAUUGAUGACCUCCUUUUCAUCCCCAACCGUGAAGACUGCCGCUACAAGGGGCAUCAAACCUGCUGGGUCCAGUGCCUUAGGCAGGCAGCCAAAUUCAAUUCAAGGGAGAAAUGAAGUGACCAACCACUUUCUUCAUCUGAGCAGUUUUUGAUACAGAACUACAUGGAUGAAACCCCGGAUGAAACCCCAUCUCAACAAGGAAUCAACCUCUAGGCUGUAGGGGUUUGCAUACAGUAGGACCUGUAUCUGAAGGAGAUAUGCUCAAAGAUCUACCAUGGAUACCCAAAACUGUGGAUAGUAAUGAACCCUACAAGUAGUUUUUCAUUUACAUACAUACCUAUGAAAGUUUAAUUGAUAACCUUUGCACAAAUGGAGGACUAGCAAUUUUACUAAUGGGAAGUGCUUCAGGGCUUCUCUUAGGCUUUAAAGAACUGCCAUCACUACUUUUGCACCACAGGAACCAGACUCACAAUUACAGCCAGUCCUACUGCAUUGACUAUUUAUUUACAAUUUAAGAUGUGCAAUAUUUUUUUUUAUUCAACUUGAAACCUAUUGUACAUAGUGACAUUUAUAAUGUACUUCAUUAGUGUAAGAUGUAUAUUGCAUACUUUAAAUAUGAAGUGUACAUACAGCAGUAUUUACUGUACACCAAAUUAUUACAAAGGCUUGAAAAGAAAAAUUCA